Exaiptasia diaphana is the source of this 2830-nucleotide messenger RNA. RefSeq names its product activin receptor type-1. Gene Ontology annotation, cellular component: signaling receptor complex; plasma membrane. The transcript has 5 exons. Gene Ontology annotation, biological process: protein phosphorylation; dorsal/ventral pattern formation; BMP signaling pathway. The record is from RefSeq and is a predicted model, not a curated record. Gene Ontology annotation, molecular function: ATP binding; SMAD binding; transforming growth factor beta receptor activity, type I. Lineage: Eukaryota; Metazoa; Cnidaria; Anthozoa; Actiniaria; Aiptasiidae. The coding region runs from base 56 to 1678 and encodes 540 amino acids.
UUGCAGACUUGGUGUUGGCGAAGAAGGCAACGGAAAGUCCAGAACAGCAGGAAAAAUGCUUCGUUGUGAAGCAUUUUUUUGCUUAAUUUUGGUAUUAGAUACCAGCUUAACAUCUGUGAAAGGGAAAGAAGAUGUACACAAUGCUGGAAAUGUCACUCAAUUCACUUGUGAUUGCAAUGUGUGUAGAAAAACCACUGUCUGUCAUACAAAAGAGGCCUGCUUUGCAUCCCAUGUGCCUAAUAAAGUURACAUCCAAAGGGGCUGCAUUCAGGAAGGGAAGUUUAACCUUAUGUGUAGAGCAAGUGAAUCAAACCCAUCCAAGCGCCAUGACACAGUUUGCUGUAAAAAWCACAUGUGCAACACAAACCUGAACCCUGCACUACCAACAACACAUGCACUGUCAACAACUACAAAAGCAUACRACACUGAGUUCCUUGUGAUAAGUAUCUGUGCUCCUGUUGCUGCMUUGAUUGUCUGUAUUGCCAUUGUAUACUUAAUAUUCCGGAGAUAUAUCAAAUACCAUGUUCRACAUCAACCAGUACCACGUCAGGAUACAGAGACUUCACAUAUUCACUGUGURUGCAAUCCAUCUGAUAACACUUUGCAGGAUCUCAUUGAUAUGUCAUCUGGUAGUGGCUCAGGGCUGCCUUUACUAGUCCAGCGCACUGUGGCUAGAGAAACUCARCUCAUCGAAACAAUAGGGAAAGGCAGGUAUGGUGAAGUGUGGAAAGGCAAGUACCAAGGUGAAUAUGUUGCUGUAAAGAUAUUCAACAGUACAGAAGAAGCAUCAUGGAAAAGGGAAACAGAAAUUUACAACACCAUAAUGUUACGKCAUGAAUCUAUAUUAGGGUUCAUUGCCGCAGAUGUGCACUCCAGGAAGUCCACUACUUACAUGUGGCUAAUUAUGCACUAUCAUGAGUUGGGAUCCCUGUAUGAUUUCCUUAACAGAUCAACAUUUGAUGCAGAGACCAUGUGUAAACUAGCCUUGACUGCAGCUAGUGGUCUAGCACAUCUCCACACAGAAAUCAAUGGGUUUAAUGGUAUUGGAUGUAAACCUGCUAUUGCUCAUAGAGACAUUAAAUCUAAGAACAUUUUAGUGAAAAGUAAUUACACAUGUGCUGUGGGAGAUCUUGGACUUGCAGUCCUGUACUCUGGACAGAAAGACACUGUUGAUAUGGGAGAUAAUCAAAAAAUCUCUGUGGGGACAAGACGCUACAUGGCACCAGAAGUCCUYGAGGAAAAACUGUACACAAAGUGUAUUUCUUCCUUUAAAAGAGCAGAUGUGUAUGCAUUUGGACUUGUACUGUGGGAGAUAUCAAGACGAUGUGUUUCUGGAGGUAUUGUUGAAGAAUAUCAACCACCUUACUAUGAUAUGGUCAACAAUGAUCCCACAGUGGAAGAAAUGAAGAARGUGGUUGUCACUGAAAACAAGCGRCCCUCCUUACCAAACAGAUGGGUGGGAGAUCCGGUACUAAAUGUCAUGUCAAAGUUGACUAAAGAGUGCUGGAAUGCAAAUCCCUCAGCAAGACUAACAGCUUUGAGGGUAAAGAAAACGUUAUCAAAGCUCAUGGAUACUCUAAAGCCACGAAACAAUUCACUGAAGACUACCCCAAUAAUCAAAGAUGUUGCCAAUGUAAAUAUACACACUGACUCGACCAAAGAUUUGGUUAAAGUUUAAACUUGACGCUGUCUCAUAGUAAAUCUAUAUAUUAUGCUGGAUGGAGUGSAUCUUACUCCUCAGAUAUAGAGAGAAAUACUCUGAAAUAAAAUUACAUGUAAAAUAAAAUUAGUACAUAUGUCACCCUAGAGUAAAACUCAGUAUGGGUCUAAAAUAACGGUUUAUACGAAUAGAGAUAUAUAAACAUGCUGAACUUAGUGUUAUGGACAUCAAAAAUAGAUGCAUUUGUAGGUUUAUCCGUAUUCCAGCCGGAUAUUGAGUUYUGUGAAGCCAUGUCUCGUGAAACUAAAUGUUACAGGAUGCGCCUAAUUGAAAAAAAGUAGUCGGGCUCCAAAAGGCUACACCAAGGCGGUAAAGCCAAGGAAACAUGGAAAGGAAAAUAUUAUUAGUAUAAAAGUGAUUCAAUGCCAAGAUAUUGCCUGCAUUUAAUAAAAUGCUAUGAUGCGAAAUGUUUAGGCAAAUAUGAAUCGAAUUUCUAAGUACUUAAUUUUCCUACAGUGUUAUCUGCGAUGAUAUCAUAUUUUUGCGACGCGACAACGUUUUUUCAAUUGGUGUAUGAAGAAAGUAUCGUAAUAAUAACAUAUAGCUAUUUCCAAAUAGCCGCCAGAUACAACCUCAGCUUACUGUAGGUAUUCAAUAAUGAUCGAUAGAUAAAAUUAAGUCUAUUGCCCACAGUAAUUGUCCAAUUAUUGGAAUAGCUACAGUAGUAAACAAAUAGUAGGAAAUCUGUGACUGAAAGRCAUUCUGCAAGUUUGCGAUUUGUGCGAUGAUUUGAGAUAACAUUUUAUGGAUARGAUAUGAAAAAGAAGAAAUAUUCAAGUUUAUUAAAGAACACUUCUGCUUCUUAUAAACCAUUAAGUCGGUUAAAAUUGCAUGCUUGUAGCAACUUGCCUUAGUCACAUAUACUGCAUCUAUAGUUUACUAUAUCUCUGUAUUAGUACAGAGCUACCAAAGAAUUAGCAUGCUUYAUUGUAGUCUUGUUAAAUCUGUUGCUUGAGAAUGCCGACAAGAACAGAUUUUGARUWGACUAUUUUAGUACGCAGAACAGCUAUAAUGCAAACAACGCUACUACAAGAACUGUAAUUGUAAGUUUAGGUUAUUGACAGAGAAUCAYUGUUGGAAGAGAAAUAAAAGAAAUACAGUAUUUUUUGU